GCUCCGCCAUCAUGCCAUUCACUGGCAAUAGACAGAGACCUGAAUUUUAGUUGUAGCUGCCAGCAGUGAGAGCUCUGCGCCUUUGCUGAGCCGUCUCUGGACUCAGUUCCUUUGCCUGCCCGUGAGAGGUUGCAGGAGCCGAGCUCCAAGGCUCUUUUCUCUUAAAACGGACUACGGUCCCGCGUCAGCGGCCUCAGAGUCCACGUCGGAUGCUGGGCGCCACCGUCCCCCUCGGACUGGGGUCUCACGACCGCUCCCAGGAGUUUCCGGAACCCCGCACACCGCGCGCUGCGGCCGUCACCCCGCAGUGUCCGAGGGAGUUGUCUCUCGGGCGCCCCCGCGGCAGGGAUGUCAGUGUCCGGAGCCCGCGCGCCUCUCCCGCAGCCUGCCCCGGGGCCUUUUAUAAGUAGGGGCCGAACUCUCACUAAUGUUUAACUCGGGGCCGAAACUUGUGAGCGGCGGGGCUGGACUCGCCUCUGGGUGGCUAGCCUGACUUCUGCCUGCCCUCUCCGCUGCAGACGCUCAGUUCCGACGAGACGCCGAAGAUGAAGACACAAUGGAAGGUGCUCCUGGGACUGCUGGGGACUGCUGCGCUCGUCACCGUCAUCACCGUGCCCGCGGUUCUGCUGAGCAAAGGCAGUGAUGCUACACCUAAUGGUUUCAGAACCUAUACUCUAAGUGAUUAUUUAAAAAGUACUUUUAGAAUGAAGUCCUACAACUUACAGUGGGUUUCAGACCACGAAUAUCUCUACAAACAAGAAAACAAUAUCUUGCUAUUCAAUGCCGAACAUGGAGAUAGCUCUGUUUUGUUGGAGAACAGCACAUUUGAGAAAUUUGACUACUCUAUAAAUGAUUAUUCAGUAUCUCCUGAUAGAAAUUUUGUUCUCUUAGAAUACAACUAUGUGAAGAAAUGGAGGCAUUCCUUCACAGCUUCAUAUGACAUUUAUGACUUAAAUAAAAGGCAGCUGAUUACAGAAGAAAAAAUGCCAAAUGACACGCAGUUGAUCACAUGGUCAUCAGAGGGCCAUAAAUUGGCAUAUGUUUGGAAAAAUGAUAUUUAUAUUAAAAAUGAACCAAAUGCGUCAAGUCACAGGAUCACAUGGACUGGGAAAGAAGAUGUAAUAAGUAAUGGAAUAACUGACUGGGUUUACGAAGAGGAAAUCUUCAAUACCCACUCCGCUCUGUGGUGGUCUCCAAACGGCACAUUUCUAGCAUAUGCCCAAUUUAACGACACUGAAGUCCCGCGUAUUGAAUUCUCUGUCUACUUUGAUGAGUCACUGCAGUACCCAAAGACUAUGCACAUUCCGUAUCCAAAGGCGGGAGCUGCAAAUCCAACUGUAAAGUUCUUUGUUGUAAAUACCGACAAUCUCACCAACCCAGUUUCUGUACAAAUCACUGCUCCUGCUUCUAUGUUAACAGGGGAUCACUAUUUGUGUGACGUGACAUGGGUAACCAAAGAAAGGAUUUCUUUGCAGUGGCUCCGGAGGAUGCAGAACUAUUCAGUAAUGGAUAUUUGUGACUAUGAGGCGUCCAGUGGAAGAUGGAAUUGCUCGGUGGGACGACAGCAUAUUGAACAGAGUACUACUGGCUGGGUUGGAAGAUUUAAGCCUGCAGAACCCCACUUUACCUCUGAUGGGAACAGCUUCUACAAGGUCGUCAGCAAUAACGAGGGCUACAAACACAUUUGUCUUUUCCAAGUAGAUAAGAAUCCCAAUCAGUAUUGCACAUUUAUUACAAAAGGAUCCUGGGAAGUCAUCAGGAUAGAAGCCCUUACCAAUGAUUACCUAUACUACAUUAGUAAUGAAUAUAAUGGAAAACCAGGACAAAGAAAUCUUUAUAAAAUCCAACUCAGUAACUACACAAAGGUGGCGUGUCUUACUUGUGAGCUGCACCGAGAAAGGUGUCAGUACUAUUCUGUAUCAUUUAGUAAAGAAGCAAAGUACUAUCAGCUGAGAUGUUCGGGCCCUGGUCUCCCCCUGUAUACUCUGCAUAGUGGCAGCAAUGAUACAGAAGUGAGAGUUCUGGAAGACAAUUCAGCUUUGAAAAAAAUGCUGGAGGAUGUCCAGAUGCCAAAAAAGGAACUGAACUUUAUUACUUUGAAUGAAACAAAAUUUUGGUAUCAGAUGAUCUUGCCUCCUAAUUUUGAUAAAUCCAAGAAAUAUCCUCUACUAAUAGAUGUGUAUGCAGGCCCCUGUAGUCAAAAAGCAGAUGCUACCUUCAAACUCAACUGGGCUACUUACCUUGCAAGCACAGAAAACAUUAUAGUAGCUAGCUUCGAUGGCAGGGGAAGUGGUUACCAAGGAGAUAAGAUCAUGCAUGCCAUCAACAGAAGACUGGGAACACUUGAAGUUGAAGAUCAAAUUGAAGCAGCCAGACAAUUUUCAAAAAUGGGAUUUGUGGAUGAAAAACGAAUUGCAAUUUGGGGCUGGUCAUAUGGAGGGUACGUAACCUCAAUGGUCUUGGGAGCGGGAAGUGGCGUGUUCAAGUGUGGAAUAGCCGUGGCGCCUGUGUCAGCCUGGGAGUUCUAUGACUCAGUAUACACAGAACGUUACAUGGGUUUCCCAACUCCAAAAGACAACCUUGACCAUUACAAGAAUUCAACAGUCAUGAGCAGAGCUGAAAAUUUUAAACAAGUUGAGUACCUCCUUAUUCAUGGAACAGCAGAUGAUAACGUUCAUUUUCAGCAGUCAGCACAGAUCUCCAAAGCCUUAGUGGAAGCUGGAGUGGAUUUCCAGGCAAUGUGGUACACUGACGAAGACCAUGGGAUCGCCACCAACGCCGCACACCAACAUAUAUAUACCCACAUGACCCACUUCAUAAAACAGUGCUUCUCUUUACCGUAGCGCCUCUGACAGAACAGCGUGCCACUUACAGUUUAUUAAGACCACUUUGUUCUCAUUAUCUUAAAACCACACUGUCAAGAUGAUCUUUAAAAAAGAUACUCAAAUCAAGAAGUUUAACGUUAAAUUUGUCCCCAAAUUUCAUAUCUACAACCCUAAGCUGGGACCACUGUCUUUGCAACAGAUUAUAGCCUUCCAAAAAUUUGAAUUACUCAGUCUGGCUUAUUAUUUAAAAUCAUUUCUACAUCAGUUGCUGAAACAAUUAUGAAUUGUUUUUUGGGAAGCUUUGCAUAGGUUUCCUGGCAGCAUUUUUUUUCCCCAAUGGACUAGUCCAAAUCUUGUUCUCUUCUUUGAAGAAAUGGCAAGAUGUAGGCAGUGAAAUCACUGAAGUGGGGGUGAGCAAAGACCGGUAGGGAGAGAAGCCUGCAGGGCAUGGCUGGCAACCCAGGGCCAAGCAUGCUGACCUGACCAGUCUGCUGUCAGCUCCUCUCAGACAUGAGCUGUUCACAGCCAGAAUGCCCAUUUUCUGAGAAAGACGAUUCAAACUGUCACAGGAAAUCAUCUAUGCAAAGCAUUGACUUCUGAGUAAAACCACAGCAGCUGAACAGACUCCAAGGAAAUGAGAGAAACUGCCAUCAGUGCAGGGCCCCCCAGGUGCCAGUAAUGGCUACAGGUGCUACAGAAACACAGCAGGGGUGAUGGCAAAGCAUUUUAAUCAUACUUUAACAAAACGCUGAUGUUUCCUCCUGAAAGAGGCAAAUUGGAGCUAGGAUGUGAACAUCAGCUUGUCCUGUUAAAAGA
Phyllostomus discolor (pale spear-nosed bat) is the source of this 3641-nucleotide messenger RNA. RefSeq names its product dipeptidyl peptidase 4 (gene DPP4). Lineage: Eukaryota; Metazoa; Chordata; Mammalia; Chiroptera; Phyllostomidae. Gene Ontology annotation, biological process: proteolysis. The transcript is spliced from 26 exons. The record is from RefSeq and is a predicted model, not a curated record. Bases 546 to 2843 code for a protein of 765 amino acids. Gene Ontology annotation, molecular function: dipeptidyl-peptidase activity; serine-type endopeptidase activity.